Cyphellophora attinorum is the source of this 2328-nucleotide messenger RNA. RefSeq names its product Arabinanolytic transcriptional activator araR. The record is from RefSeq and is a predicted model, not a curated record. The transcript is spliced from 3 exons. NCBI's taxonomy places the organism in Eukaryota, Fungi, Ascomycota, Eurotiomycetes, Chaetothyriales, Cyphellophoraceae. Bases 1 to 2328 code for a protein of 775 amino acids. Gene Ontology annotation, molecular function: DNA binding; zinc ion binding. Gene Ontology annotation, biological process: DNA-templated transcription.
AUGAUGCUUGGCGAAGACGACCAUGGGCUGACGACCUUUACAGAGGGCAUGUACUUCAUGCCGCCGGUCGAAGGCAAGGAAUGCACCUACGAAGCUGGCAAAGCUCCGCGCACGAAGCACAAAAGCCAGCUCUCGAUCACAACCGAUGUCACUGAUGUCUUGUCAGAGGAGCCAAGAAAGAGUCCAAUGGUCAAAGUCUUGUCUCCAACGGGGUCCUCUCCCUCUGCGAGGACACCGCAGUCGCCGACGCCGCCGGAUCUACUGCAUACGCACAGCAGCCCAACAAUUCUGCGAUUAGAUGAGUCGACCACUGAUCAGACCACUACAGCUCCCACUCCAUUCACCGAAAACCUGGCCACAAUAGCGACGCCAUCAUCAACAGUGUUUGGCUCCAUGAUGGACAGCGACAUUAGAGCGGCGCUGUUGAAGGACCGUUCGCAAAUGUCACUAGCUCAGUCGCCAUAUGUGUCGCCACGAACGCGAACGUACACCCUUGAUCCGUACUCCUACAAGCUACCGUCGAUCUCGGACACACGCUCACCAGUUACACCUUCCUCGACAACCGCAGCGCUUGCAACGUGUCGGUACCCCGUCAUGCAGUACUUGGCGCCAUUCCUUGACCGUGACUUCGGCUAUCACUUAGCUUGCGAUCUGCUGGACACUUACUUCUCGAGUGCGUUCUCGAGCCGCCUGCAUCCAACAUGCCACCAUCUUCACAACUUCAUCGUCCGACGCUGUGAUGUACUCGAUCCUUUGCAUCCUCGAAAGAUUCACCCAGCACUUCUGGCGAGUAUGCUCUUUGUCGCCUCUCUUAGCGACAGGGCUCUUGGCCUGUUCAAUGGGCCAGAAGAGCGCGACCGGAUCUGCAAGUAUCUCAGUCUGCUCACGUAUCGGUUGCUGCACCCUGCGAGAUUGGAGUCGUUACUCAGCCAAGAAGAUCUUGGCCUUCCAGCAGCAUGUCUGAUCACCCUCCCUUGCUACACAGACGAAGAUAUCCACCGUGCUCUGGAUCCUGGAGGCUUAGAAGCACUACCAGUGACCUGGGGUACAGACUACAUCAUCACGUUUAUUCACGUCUCGUCGAUUAUUUCUGGUAGUGAGAAGAAGGCAGCAAGCAUCCGGUGGUGGAACGUAGCAUUCAAUCUUGCUCGAGACUUGAAGCUGAACAGUGAGGUUGACAACUUUUCAGCCCAGGAUGAAGUCGGCAGAAUGCAUGGCUUGCAGACAUGCGGCUGCUCCAUGCCUCAAGAGCUAAGUAAGGACACUAUGACAGAGGUGCAUCGAGAAGAACGACGACGGACGUGGUGGCUACUGUUUCUUAUGGACCGUCAUCUAGCGCUCUGCUACAACCGACCACUAGCCCUCCUCGAGGCCGAGUGUAAAGAUCUGCUGGUUCCACUCGACGAUGUUGUAUGGCAGUCCGGUGCACAACCUCACAGCCACGGCAUCCGCCCCAACGGCCCUCACUGCGUCCUUGCACCUUCUGGAACUGGUCGCAGCAAUGGUCCGCCCGUUACUUGCACCGGCUUCGGGCUCUUUCAGUACUUCCUUCCACUCAUGACCAUCACUGGUCACCUUCUCGAGUUCAACCGCGCAAAGUCUCAUCCAGUCCUUCUCUCAGCUAGCGCAGCAAUGUGGUCGUCACAAGAACGCCAAAUCCUUUCCGAACUGGAGCACUACCAAACGAGUCUUGAUGCCAUCGCCACGUUGACAGACGAUGCGACACAACGGCCCUCUCUCGGGGGCCGCUCGAACUCCUGGCUUCAACAACAUCCCACCGCAGGCUCGGUCCGUGAGUCUUCCGAGCGCGCACAUAUUGCGAAGAUCGUAUCCGCCUACGCCAGGCAUGUCAUGUCAGUUCUCCGGAUCCUUGUCGGUAGCAAAUGGGAUCCAGUGCAAUUGUUCGAAGACGCAGAUUUCUGGACUUCAUCAGGCGGCUUCAAGGAAAGCAUGAGCCACACCAUCACGGCAAGCGAAUGUGUCACGCAGAUACUGGAGCUCGAUCCGGAUCUGAGCUUCAUGCCAUACUUCUUUGGGAUCCAGUUGCUGCACGGCAGCUUACUCCUGCUUCUGGUAGCAUAUCGGUUGCAGGCGGAUAGUGGUUCGGUGAUACUGACAGCUUGUGAGGCCGUCGUGAGGGCGACUGAAAGCUGUUUCGUGACACUGCCAACAGACUACCAACGGCAAUUCCGAAACGUGAUGCGGAGCGCGAUUGCGCUUGCUAGAGGGCGAGGUGACCGCACGAGAGAGGGCGAGACCGAGAAGCAACUCGCUAGCGUGCUUGCCCGGUACAGAUGGUCGAGAAACGGUGGCGGGCUGGCAAGAUGA